AUGGCUCUUCCCGUGCUUUUUUUUUUUUUUUUUAAUAAAUUUAUUUAUUUAUUUUUGGCUACGUUGGGUCUUUGUUGCUGCACGUGAGCUUUCUCUAGUUGCAGCGAGCGGGGGCUACUCUUUGUUGCGCUGCGCGGGCUUCUCAUUGCAGUGGCUACUCUUGUUGCGGAGCACGGGCUCUAGGCGCUCGGGCUUCAGUAGUUAUGGCACACGGGCUCAGUAGUUGUGGCUCGCGGGCUCUAGAGCACAGGCUCGGUAGUUGUGGCACACGGACUUAGUUGCUCCGUGGCAUGUGGGAUCUUCCCGGACCAGGGCUCGAACCCGUGUGUCCUGCGUUGGCAGGUGGAUUCUUAACCACUGCGCCACCAGGGAAGCCCACCACUAACAUUCUUAACAAUAUGAUUAAAGCGUGGUAGAGUGUUGGAGUGGGCAUCUGUGCAGGGCGGGCAGCCCGGCCAGGCCCUCCAAGGAGCCCCUGCAGUCCAGACUGUUGCCCAAGAUGCAUCCUUGGCUUAGUUCUGGCUUUGUCGGCAGUGUCCUGGUUAUCCUUCGGAGGUAUUUUAUGCAUGAGAAGACAUCACACCCAUACUGACUCCCCAGGACCUGAGAAGAAAGCUCACCCUCUUUGUCCUCACUCUCUGCUUUAUUUAGUGUCUGGCUUCUAGCAAGUUCCUUCUCAGAUUUUCCAGGAAACUUGAAAAGGCUCCAGAUGGCAAAAGGAAGGACAGCAUGUGUGCUGGCCAGGUUGGGUCACGAGACCCACUGUCAAAGCAGGAAGGAGGAACAGGAAGAGAGGAGGGAGAGGAAUUACUGAAAACGAGUUAUUUUCAACACACAGCCCAGCUCCUGCAGAAAGAGACCAAGAUGAACGCAGAGUGGAAGGGAUGCUUAUCAGUGACAGAGCUCCAGGCUCCCGAGAGGAGGUUUGGCGUGGUGGUGGUUGGUGUCGGCAGAGCUGGCUCCGUGCGGAUCCGGGACUUGCGGAAUACACACGCUUCCUCGGCGUACCUGAACCUGAUUGGCUUCGUGUCCAGACGAGAGCUGGGGAGCGCUGAUGGGGUGCCGCAGAUUUCUUUGGAAGAUGCUCUUUCCAGUCAAGAGGUUGAGGUUGCUUACAUCUGCAGUGAGAGCUCCAGCCACGAGGACUACAUCAGACAGUUCCUAAACGCUGGCAAGCAUGUCCUUGUGGAAUAUCCCAUGACGCUGUCUUGGGUAGCAGCUAAGGAACUGUGGGCACUGGCUGAGCAGAAAGGGAAAGUCUUGCAUGAGGAGCACGUUGAACUCUUGAUGGAGGAGUUUGCAUUCCUGAAAAAAGAAGUAGUGGGCAAGGACCUGCUGAAAGGGUCUCUCCUCUUCACAGCUGGCCCACUGGAAGAAGAGCGGUUUGGCUUCCCUGCAUUCAGCGGCAUCUCUCGCCUGACCUGGCUGGUCUCCCUCUUUGGGGAGCUUUCUCUCGUGUCCGCCACUUUGGAAGAGCGAAAAGAAGAUCAGUAUAUGAAGAUGACCGUGUGCUUGGAGACGGAGCACAAAAGCCCGCUGACGUGGAUUGAAGAGAAGGCGCCUGGCCUAAAGCGAAACAGACAUUUAAGCUUCCAUUUCAAGUCUGGGUCCCUGGAGAAUAUGCCCAACGUAGGCGUCAAUAAGAAUAUUUUCCUGAAGGAUCAAAAUAUAUUUGUCCAGAAACUCCUGGGCCAGUUCUCUGAAGAGGAGCUGGCUGCCGAGAAGAAACGCAUCCUGCACUGCCUGUGGCUGGCGGGAGAGAUCCAGAAACACUGCCGCUCGAAGAAGUGACGGGAGGGGGCAGCACGGCCCUGCGCAGACGAGACCCGAGCCUGAUUUUUGUCAAGAGUUGACCUUUACCUCUGCUCUUACCAUUAAACGUGUCUUGGG
Messenger RNA from Physeter macrocephalus (sperm whale), 1890 nucleotides. It is a transcript of the gene BLVRA, whose product is annotated as biliverdin reductase A. Gene Ontology annotation, molecular function: zinc ion binding; nucleotide binding; biliverdin reductase [NAD(P)H] activity. Gene Ontology annotation, biological process: heme catabolic process. The record is from RefSeq and is a predicted model, not a curated record. NCBI's taxonomy places the organism in Eukaryota, Metazoa, Chordata, Mammalia, Artiodactyla, Physeteridae. The transcript is spliced from 9 exons. The coding region runs from base 730 to 1791 and encodes 353 amino acids. Gene Ontology annotation, cellular component: cytoplasm.